ACACAUCCCUUACCAAUCUCAUUCAUCAAGUUCAAGCCGACUUAUACUGCAGUCACUCUCUCUUUUGGCAUUCAUCGCAUUUUAUUUCACAAAAUCAGGAUAGAGACUUGAAUCUACAGCCGCCACGAUGACUGAAGCGGAGAUGAGUUCCAGCUCAAGAAGAAUACUGGCUGUGGCCCUUGAGAAUGAGACAGCAGUUUUGUCAAAGUUGGUCAAAGACCUCACAGGAUCAGCCCCAGAAUCACCAGAUCCCUCCCUCGGCAUCGCAGGCACAACUCAUAGCCUCGCUCUCAAAACACCAUACUAUUCCACCACAGUUCCCAUCUGGCUUGAUCUCAUCGCCUCACCUUCUGAAUGGUCAGAGUCAUUUCUCUCUCCCGAAGCCGCCGAAGUGCUCGCCGUGUUAGGAGGUGUAGUAGUAGUCUUCACCGCAGGUCCGAUUUCAUCGUCAAAGGAUCACCCGGCAAAGGAACUAGUAGAGCACAUCGGCAAAGUCCUGAAGAAGGGACUAGGAGGGUGGGAGUGGGAUGGCGUAGGACUAGCUAUCGGCGUGGGCGGAGAUGGGAAUGAAGAAGAAUGGGAUGAGAUCUGCGCAGAGGCUGGAUUGGAGUUUGUGUCUCUUGGUGGAAAAGGCGAUACUGGUCGUGACGAAUUUGGCGAAAAAACUGGUGUUGCACGAGUAAAGGAAGCCCUCGAAGCAAAUGACUGGUCUCAAAUUGAAGCACCACUCUCAGAUUCCGAGUUCGGCGACUUUGAAACCAGCUCAGCCAAAGCAGACGAAGACGACAAAGAAUUAGAUCCCCAAAAGAUGGGAUUUGGCUUUGACAAAACAGAUUUUGAAGGUCUACGACGCGCCAUAUGGGAGUCCAGCCAGGAUGUUGAAGAACCCUCAGAAUCCAGCAAGGCGGAGACUAGCAAGGAGGGUGCUUCUGGGGGAAUUGGGUUAGAGGACCUGGAUGAGGACGAGAUCGCCAAGAUCGAGAAGAUGAUGAGAAAACUCCAAGCUGUAAGGGAAGCCGGCGAGGGGAUGGGAGAGGAGCAGAGGAAGAGAAUGGCGGCCAGGGCUGUGGAGGAGGUGAUGAGGGAUCUCUGAACUGGAAUAGGCAACAUGUGAAUCUCUUCAAGACGAAAUGAUUCCUGAAAAGAACGAUUGGCGCGUCGUUUCCAGAGCAUGAUGGACUCUAGUCCUCUCAUACCUGUUCAAUGAUGCCCAUACACCACGCUGACUGCCAGUCUGAAUACCUGCCAAAGCUGAUACCCCCACGAGUGGCACGAUAGCUAACCUUGAUCUAUAUGCCGAGUCCUCUGCGGCCGUCAAGGCAUCGACAUAGCACGGCUCGCUUACCGUGCCGUUGCACCAUAGUCACAUCGUACAACUCAGAUCGUGAUCCACGGACUGGGUCUUACGUAGUACAUAUCCAAUGCUGGCGAGACCCUUUGGCUGGUAUGUAUGAGACCCAAGUCUCAUGGCAUUCGACAAGCACCAUGAUAUUGGUAACCCGAAGUUCAGACACGCCUCGGUUCAUUAUAAUCUGUACAAACCUACUGACAGUGGUAACACUGAGUUGGAAAGUCAAAGCGUGUUGCAGUCUCGGUCCCACAUGUCUUUCCAGCACAGACACCUCCCAAUUUAGACAAUAUGCAACGCAUCGUGGCAUCAGGUAACCCGCUCAACCUUGUGCUGUUAUGGUAAAGUUUUUGUAGAUCGGCAUGGAUCGUGACAUCCAGAUCACCGGACUCAACACCUCGGUGACAUGCUCAAUAGCUCUGUAGAUAGCUUGGUGGUCUUGGGCGGUGUCGUAGCAUAUGCAAGGGAGAGAUUCUGAGAUUCUUCCAAAAGUCGCGGGCGUCGACUAAUAUGUCAUAGCUUGUUGUUGGUAAAUAAACUUGUCCCCUAUCUUAAAUGGACCGCUUGAAUUGACGUGACUCGACUCAUGGAGUUGGCGAUCGAUUAAACGGGGUCAGAGACCAAGUGAGGCCGGAAAGAAGCGACCCCGGGUCCAAGGGUCCACCGGUGAUGUUGGUUAAGCCAGAUUGAGACUGCGGUUGAGUCAAUAGUGAAUCCAUUGAGAAAAGCCAUGCCAUGAUAGACGACGUCAAAGAUCUCAGACGCCCCAUUUUGUUAGUCUGGUCCGUCCCACAACCCUUGUUUGGCGCAUGUUGACCAAACAGGGGAGCGACUCACGUUUCAGCGCGUCUUGCUAGGUAGAAACGUGAACGUGCUCAGCCGGGGCUUCAGCUGUCCUUCAAAGCGGUGCAGCUGAAGGGCAUGAUGCUGAGAGUCCCAUACCGGUUAGUUAGCAUGAGCCGCCAAGCUUGUCAUGUUACCAACAGCGUCUGAGAAUUCGUAUCAUUGUCAUGCCAUGUCUGGACAAGUUAUUCUUAGGAUCUAGGGAUGCUCUGAAGGGAGAUAUCUCCUGAGUGGUGCAUGCCAACUCUGCAACAGAUGGUGAGGACUGCAAUCAAGUGGUCAACAAACGCGCUCGACGCGCUGCCAUCCCCGCCAUGGAUGCAUAUGCAUAUCGUCUCCAGUAUGAACUUUGCCGCCAUUGGUAGGAUUUGUGAUUCGUCAUGCAGGUUGUCGGUUGGACUUUUCGGAUUUGGUCAGAGGAUUGAUAAGUCAGUUUGACUGCGGCCAUGGGUCGGCCAAACUCGAUCGACAGUAGGGUUUGUCGAACGGUGCUCAUUCUUGUCUGUGCUUUCUGACCUGAGAAGCUGGGAGUAUGAGAGCAAAAGUCUCUGGUGAUGAUGUGAGACGAAUAAAUAUAGCAAUGGUUCUUUCGUGGUGCAAUUGGCUCAAUUGUUCGUCAAGAAUCCUCAAGCUACUUCGCGGUGUUGCUGUCAAAAGCAAAUCCACCAACCACAAGCUCUCGUGUGAUAUUCCGACAUUUAUGCAAGCACAAUUCAGUGGGCACCGACUGCGAGUCUCAUGGCUGCAUGCUCCCAGCUUUACUUGGUGAACACAAUUGCCUCGAAUCAAACCCCGAAAAGCCCAGAGCUCAAAGAAAAAGAGAGCGAGUUUAGGGCGAUUGACCCCCUAGACUUGAUCGGGUGAGGUAAAACUCCAACACUGGUGGACCCAAUGGCAUGUGGCCACUGGCGGAGACAUGGCUCAACGCUGGUUGGCUCUGUAUCAUGCUGAUCCUGCAAGGUACCAUGCCCCAGAUGCACCUCCAGGGGUCUAAGUCAGGGGUAGCGGUGCCAAAACUGGUAAGUACCAAGCUGACGAAGAAAACAAUUCAACAUGCAUCUCGUGUUUUCUGAUCUAUCAUGUCGGAUCUUUUAUGUCACUCCGGACGCGCCCGGGAAAAGACUCGGAUCCGGCAAAAGAAGAGAAUCAGUGUCUCUGAAGCACCAUUUUCCUGUCGUCCAUCAAAGGAUGUUGUGUGUGUCAAUGCUUCAUGCUUACCGUAGUAAGGGCGAGACUUUUCGUAUCACAGCCACAACCGUUGAGGCUUUGUUAUGGUUGCAAAGAUCAGAGCCAGAUGGCGGUGGCCGUAGGACCGUUCAUCGCUGAAGCCGGUAGUCUCUGAAUAGUUUCAUUCUGCUUCCCUUCAAUACCCUAUUCAUUGUUAGCUAAGUCGGAAUAAUCUGGUAGACGCUAAAGUUGCCAAGGCGCGACCGACUUUUGGCCCCAACGUCAGGCUGAUUUUGCUUGAACAAGCGUCGAUCGCAAGUGUUUCGCACAAGAGAACCACGAGAAAAGGGGUCAAGAGAGAAGAUCACACAGUAAGCCGUGUUGUGGCCCACCAGAUGACGAUGGAUUGAACUACUGCAAGAACAGGGCCUCAGCAUACACACCUCUCACAACAGAUCCCGAACAUGCAAGUCUUUCACGCCGACGAGACAUGCCGUGGCGUGGUGGCAUUGCUGUGGUACGAUCCUUCGCUGGAUCCUUUGAUGCAGGUACGAGUACAAUUCAGGAAAUCCGUGUCAUACUUGAAGCUACCGAUGAUAGCGGAGGUUUAUUUCUGAAACGAAAGACAGAGUGUAUGACGAUAAACCUGACUUCGAAAACUGUAUUGUAGCUUGCUUUGUAAAAAUGUUCUCUGAAAAGAACUAAUGGAUCCAAAGAUUCCGCAGAGAAUGUCAUCGUGUUCCCCUUUUUGGAUCACCCCUGCAAUUGUCGACAUGGGAGUUGUCGGAACGUGGAGCCAGCAGAUCUGACGAGAUUGUUGAAGAAGGAUGAGUCAGGAUUAACGAUGUGACUGGCGAGGCUGACUAGCAUAAAUCGGCAUCUUGAUGGGAAUUGGAGAUGCAAUUGUUCUAACAAUUUUCAUAACUGAAUAACGAAAAGAAGCAAUGAUCCAAAACCAUGGGUUGUGUUUCUCGAACUCUCGAAACCAAUUGUGGAUCAAGGGAAGAGUCAAUUGGCUGUGCCACUUACCAUUCAACAAAUGCAACCACAAUUUGCCAGCAUCAGGGAAAGAUAUCCCAUCUUCUCUAAAGAUAGUGCUGAAAACCGAUAGAAAACCCCCAAAGAAGUGCGACAUAAGUGAAAACCAUUGGGAAUAGAGUAUUAUCGGGUAAUUGAAGGGAAUCCAUACUGCCCGUACCCGCAUAAUGGAGUACCGGAUGACAUUGCUGAAGUCCCGAGUCAAUUCUGGCCUCCCAAGACUGGACUGACGGCACGGAUUUUCGGCGACAGUCAUACGUACCGGUACCCUUCGCUAACUGAAGACAUUACGUCAGAUGUAGUACAGUAUCAGGGCGGUUUGAAGGUGCGAGGUUGAGAUACGUGGCUGAAGACACAGAAAUCUCCUGAAGUUAUGGAUUUGCUAUUCGCAACCGAGGGAAGGGUGGGAACACGUGCCAUAUGUUUGAUCUUCGCAUUGCUCAUGCGUCUCCUUUCAGUAAAAGUUUGGGAUAUUCACAUCGAGAGGACAGGAUUCGGGACUUGAAGAACGUUAGGACUAACAAGACAGACCAACAGCAGGGGCCUGUUCGAGACGUCAAUUGCCUGUUACCAGUCAGCAUGCAGUCAUUGGGCCAGUUCGAAAUCUUGCGGGAUGAUAAACCGAUGGCUCGGGAGCUUGACAUUUGUCUGGCUGGCUGAGUCUUCCGGCUGUCAUGUUGCGGGUCUGAUGAUCAGCAUCCAUCAUGACAAGUCCGACCAUCAAGCGCGUCAUGUCGUAUUGGUUCCUGUAACCUUGACAAACAGGUUCGUCCGGUCUGAUUCGAGCUGACUUGAC
Fusarium odoratissimum NRRL 54006 is the source of this 5192-nucleotide messenger RNA. RefSeq lists its product as uncharacterized. The transcript has 3 exons. The coding region runs from base 128 to 1093 and encodes 321 amino acids. Gene Ontology annotation, molecular function: protein-macromolecule adaptor activity. Lineage: Eukaryota; Fungi; Ascomycota; Sordariomycetes; Hypocreales; Nectriaceae. The record is from RefSeq and is a predicted model, not a curated record. Gene Ontology annotation, biological process: vesicle-mediated transport.